AUGUCUUCGGAAUCUUCUUCCUUCCAUCCCCCCACAUCUAUUCCGCCUCGCACAAGCUCAGCUGGUAUGGCCGACCACAUUUAUGCAUCCCCCUAUUUAUCGAGCAUCUUUAACGGUUUAACGACAAUCCCGGAAACAGGGCGCCUAUCCAUGAACGGUGACUCUCUACAGACGAAUAUGGACACGUCGCGCCGACAUACCCACAACGUGUCCAGCUUGGACGGGACGAAACAUCGCGACGGCCAAUGGUCUCCGGAGAACGAACGGAUAUUGAUGGGGCCCUAUGACUACAUGCUACAGCAUCCAGGCAAGGACAUUCGACGGCAGCUCAUCAAUGCCUUCAAUGCGUGGCUGAAGGUUCCCCUGGAGAGCCUCGUGAUCAUCAACAAAGUGGUAGCCAUGCUUCACACGGCUUCGUUACUGUACGAUGAACCCCCUCUAAUUCCGUAUGGCAACGCCGAAGUCGGUACUAAUCGAACACGCCCAUCGCAUAGAAUCGACGAUGUCGAAGACAACUCCGUCCUCCGGCGUGGAAUCCCCGUGGCGCACAACAUCUUCGGCACAGCGCAAACCAUCAACUCGGCAAACUACGUGUACUUUCUGGCUCUCCAAGAGGUUCAAAAACUGAAUAAUCCUACAGCGAUCAACAUCUACAUUCAAGAACUGCUCAAUCUGCACCGUGGUCAAGGAAUGGAUCUCUUUUGGCGAGACACGCUCACUUGCCCCAGCGAGGAGGAAUACCUAGAGAUGGUCGGGAAUAAGACCGGAGGCCUCUUUCGACUGGCGGUGAAAUUAAUGCAGGCCGAAAGUAGCACGGGGAAAGACUGUGUGAGCCUUGUCAACGUGCUGGGAUUGAUCUUCCAGAUCUGUGAUGACUAUUUGAACCUGUCCAACACAACAUACACCAAACAUAAAGGUCUCUGUGAGGACCUUACAGAGGGAAAAUUCUCAUUCCCCAUCAUACACAGCAUUCGUUCGAACCCCAAAAACCAUCAACUUAUCAAUAUUCUCAAGCAGCGAACAAAGGACGAGGAGGUCAAGCUAUACGCGAUGAGCUACAUGGAGAGCACCGGCAGCUUUGCGCACACACAGGAGGUUGUUCGAGGUUUGCUUCAGAAGGCGUUAAAGCUGAUAGACGAUAUCGAGGCCAGUGGGACUGGGAAGAAUCCCGAGGACCGCGAUGAUGGCGCGAUGGUGCGAUCGAUCCUCAACAAGAUCACUGAGGCGACUUUGAACGCCGGAGGGCCCGAUAAAUAA
This is a messenger RNA of Aspergillus affinis, 1257 nucleotides long. RefSeq names its product FPP/GGPP synthase family protein. Gene Ontology annotation, biological process: isoprenoid biosynthetic process. NCBI's taxonomy places the organism in Eukaryota, Fungi, Ascomycota, Eurotiomycetes, Eurotiales, Aspergillaceae. Gene Ontology annotation, molecular function: prenyltransferase activity. Bases 1 to 1257 code for a protein of 418 amino acids. The record is from RefSeq and is a predicted model, not a curated record. The transcript has a single exon.